This is a messenger RNA of Zerene cesonia (dogface butterfly), 2372 nucleotides long. RefSeq names its product laccase-2-like. Gene Ontology annotation, biological process: iron ion transport. The record is from RefSeq and is a predicted model, not a curated record. Gene Ontology annotation, molecular function: copper ion binding; oxidoreductase activity. NCBI's taxonomy places the organism in Eukaryota, Metazoa, Arthropoda, Insecta, Lepidoptera, Pieridae. The coding region runs from base 189 to 1958 and encodes 589 amino acids. Gene Ontology annotation, cellular component: plasma membrane. The transcript is spliced from 9 exons.
GGCUUCGGCUUGUUUGGCGCAGUUAGUGAGUCAGAGUCGUCAGAGGAACGGCACGUCUCUACCGGCUUACAGUCAAUUCAUUUAAUUUUUAUUUUAUCUGUAUUCCGUUGUUUACAUACAUCGAUUUACAUACGUCCCUAGUCGGUACCAUGCGCUUGUCGUUAUAGUUUAAUAGUGGAGUUUGCAAUAUGAAGUUGUUUGUUUUUUGUUUUUUUGUUAUUGCGAAUAUCAGCAACAAUGGUAAGGCUUCUCUGGAAAGCUUCGCUCCGUCAAGUGAUACGAAUUUUCUGACCGAUACAACACAUAAAUCAGACAAAUCAUGCCACCGACCUUGCAAGUUCAACGUGAAACCUCGUAGAUGUUAUUAUAAUUUCGAAGUGGAGCCUUCAAUACAUGACGAUGGUCCAGCGUUAACUAUCAACGGUUUCAGUCCAGGACCAGCCCUACACGCUUGUGUUCAUGAUAUAAUUAUAGUACAAGUUAAGAAUAAGAUACCCGAUCAAGAUUUAGCCAUCCAUUGGCAUGGGCUGGAACAGCGCGGGACGCCCUAUAUGGAUGGAGUUCCCAUGAUUACUCAGUGUCCUAUUAAUUAUGGAUCUACAUUUAAAUAUGCGUUCAAGGUGUCGUCUCCAGGAACAUUCUUCUACCAUGCUUAUUCAGUUACUCACCAAAGCGACGGUGUCUAUGGUAGUCUGAUUGUAGACCAGCCGCAGCCUUUGGAGCCACAUUCUUCUUUAUACGAUUAUGAUAGAAGCCAAGAGCAUACUCUUAUAAUCGGUGCGAGAUUCCCAGAGUUACUUUCAGCUAGUUUGAAUGUUAUAAACGAUAUACCACCUAGUAGUCUCGUGAUAAACGGAGACGUCAAGGGAACUAAAAUAUUUGUAAUGCAAUCAUAUGGCUAUCGAUUGCGUCUUAUAAAUGCGAUUGGGCUCGAGUGUCCCAUACUGGUCAGUAUUAAUGACCAUUUGAUGACGGUUGUUGCCAGCGACGGGAAACCCGUUCAACCAGUAACUACAGCAGCUGUUAAACUUUAUCCUGGUGAACGAAUGGACGUAGUGGUACGCGCUGAUCAAACCAGUGGAGGCUAUUGGCUUAUGGCAAAAGGAGAAAGUGCAUGCGAUAAUUUGAAAGCCCGUUCUAUGUUCAUUUACUCGGGAUUUAACUAUACGUCAAUGUUAGAAGAAGUACCGAGCAACGAAUUGAAUUACGAUUCGAGUAGUGUAAUCACCGGCCAAAAGCUUUUAUCGAACAAAGACGUGAAUAUCGCAAAUAAAAUAAAAUCAUUUUACCUUGGCAUAGAUAAAAAUGCAAUUAAGGUUAAAGAUGAAGAUUUAGACUAUCGAUACACGAGCGAUGCUGUACCAAAAAAGCCCACAUAUCCUUCAGUGUUGUCCCUCACGGAUAGUGUAGUCCAAAUUAAUGGUAAGAACUUCCUAUUUCCAAAUGCACCGCUUUUAUUAAAACCUCGUGAUGUCUUUAAUCAUAUUGUUUGUGACGUGGGCGCUGAGGAAAAGCACUAUGAUGUGCAAUGUCUGCAGACUUUGAAGACUACGAAUGAAGAGGUGGAACUCAUUUUAGUAAAUGAAGGUUUCAACAGUAACGACUCGUAUACAUUUCACAUGCACGGCUAUGGCAUGCAUGUAGUUGCGUCAUGGCAGAGUCCAGCUGGACUCCCCUUAUCAAGAAAAGAAUUUGAGAAGUUGGAUAGGGAUGGCCUUAUCGUUAGAAACUUACAAAACCCGCCAAUUAAAGACACAAUAGCGGUGCCGAACAAAGGUUUUACGAUCGUAAGGAUCAACCCGGAUUACGGUGGCACUUGGUUGCUUGAAUGUAGGUCAUGCAGCCUCACACUACCUGUCGCAAUUUUAAUUAGCACACCCAUAUCACUACCUAAGGCAGUUGUUGACACGUUACCAAGUUGUGGUAGUUAUAAACCAGCUGAUGUGUUGCUUCACUGAAAGGAGACUGACGUUUAAGUGUUAUUUUUGUGUAUGGAAAGAGGGCAGUCAAAAUUGGAGAAACUAGUGAUAUUUCUAUACGUCAUAUGUUCACGAAAAUCGUAUGGCAUCUAUCUUUUGGAAAGUUCGUGUUAUGUUUAGAUACAAACAGUGUAAUUAAAAUGUAUUAGUACAAAAGCAUUUGAUAUUCGAGUGUGUACCUACUGCACUUUAUUGGAAAGCGUAUUUAUUGUACAUAGUUUUAAAGUUUAAUAAUUUAAGAUAAUAUAUUUUGCAGGUGCUUUAUUACAAAGGCUUGUAAUUUGUAAAUAAGGUAGUUUUAAGUUGUAUUUAUUUUGAAAAUGUGAUGAUUUUUUGUCAAAAAACGAUGAUAUGUUAUGAUUGUACAAUUUAUACGAAAUAAAUGAGUAAAUA